Messenger RNA from Venturia canescens, 3173 nucleotides. RefSeq lists its product as uncharacterized. The transcript has a single exon. The coding region runs from base 307 to 2112 and encodes 601 amino acids. The record is from RefSeq and is a predicted model, not a curated record. Lineage: Eukaryota; Metazoa; Arthropoda; Insecta; Hymenoptera; Ichneumonidae.
UACUCCCGCAGGGAUUUGUGGUACCUCAACAGACUUCCCUUACGUCCAAAUCCGUGCAUACGUUUGUCCCAACCCAAUCUGAUCGAUCAUCUAAAGAAGCCGGGUGUCGGUAAAAGAGCGCGUCUGUCCCAGCCGAAUCUUCAUAUUGCACCCGUUAAGCUCCAGCCUCAGUCCCAAUCAAGCAUAGAAUCACAAGAUUCGGCGGUAACUUACGAGGGGACCUUAUCGACCGCGACUCCUUGUCCACCGAGUUACUCACCGGCUAGCCAAAGAAGUCGUUAUUCUCAGCCGAAUCUACCGACCUUGAUGAUUCCAUACAGCGAUCAGCAUCGACAUAGUUUGUCACCGGAUCGUCGUACCAGAAUGUCUCAGCCAACGCUCAACACGAGCUAUUCCGGUAUCAAUUUUCUCGGAACGAUGAGGGGUUCCCGAUUGUCAUAUUCGAGCCUCCGAGCAUCCGGUGACAACAGUAUUAAUCUCCAGAUCGAAGAAGAACGACUUUCCACUCCGAAUGUUCAUUCCCUGGGUGGUGUAACUGGCGGAAGUGGUGGCGCCGGAAGCGGCAGCGGUGCUGGUUAUCGAGACAUUCACGGAGGUCGACUCUCCCAGCCUGACGUUCGUCGAAUGUUCCGGGUUGAUCCGGUUACCGGGAAAAGAGAGCGCCUCUCCCAGCCUACUUUGGUAAUGGGCGACUUCUAUCCCGGUCGUGUGCAGCAACGAUUGUCCCAGCCUUGUCUCAGCGCAUGGAAGGAGCAUCAGGCUUCUCUCCAGUCACCCAUGAAACUCAAACGUUUCGGUCCUUCGCCCGUAAAGAGGGACCGUUUGUCUCAGCUUGAUUUCGGUGGUUCGCGAUAUCGCAGUCUCAAAGAUCCUUCUUCGUCUGCGACCAAAUUCAAUCGCGAUCGAUUCUCCAUACCUGAGCUUGAAACUCAGAACGAUUUGCGUCUGAUGGCCGGUACACCGAAACAACGUUUCAGCUUGGACAGCCAGCUGAAUCCCGAAGGCAGAGGUACAAGACGGCUAUUACCUAUCGCCAGUUCACCAAUUUCUGAACAUCAAUCAAAGAACGAAGAGAAUCUAGGACUCAAAGGCAAAUUACCGACGGAAGGCUUGGAAAAUGUUCUCGUUGCAAGUGCAACACCCAUUUUCCCAUCACAGGACAGACAAUUUCUUGCCCCCAUCCUUAAGACUACACCUCCGGCUCCGCCUUCAUCCGCGCCAAUAACUCGUGAACGAAUGUCCGUACCUGAAAUCAGAAACUCGAGCUUGCGGAGAUUGCUCGACUCGCCCGUUAAACAGAGACACAGCUUGACUGGAAAUUUGAGACAGAGUCUUAUGUCUCAAGCAAAGACUCAAGAGUUGGUGAUAAAUCAAAGCGAAAAGAAAACUGCUCGUGCAUCGAUCGAUGCUGCUAUCGAGAAACUCAUGAAAAUUGAAAUCGAGAAGGGAAGCAUCGAGGCGAGCGAGGCCAAGAAGGAAGAACCUAAACACAUACAACGCCAUUAUUCUUACACUUAUGAUGUUAAGGACGAAAUGAAAGAGGUCAUCGGGAGACUCAGCGUUGCUCUACCAAAAAAGAAAUAUCUGGAGAGCAAUUUCGAUGAGAAUGAGCAAGUCAUAACGACUGUCAUCGAAACUGAAAUUCCAAUGAUUCUUAGUAGUCCAAAGUACACGAAGAAAACUCACGUUUACUCGAGCGAAACCCCUAAAUGGAUGAAAAAGUGUUUGGAAAAUGAAAGUCCGAGAGCUGUGCGAAAAAAUGACAACGUCAACAAAACCAAUCAGAAGAAUAUCUUUAAAGCUGAAUCCGCUUUAAGAACCAGCCCUGAGAAGACUGCCUCAAAGAAAAGUUCGCCAAAAAAGUCGGCGCCAAUGAAAGACUUGCAAUACCUUCAACAGAGGAUUUCAAAAGAGAGAUUGACCAAAUUCACCGGUACGAAUGUUGACUUCAAUCAAACACCCAAAAAUACUUACGUCAGUAUAAAACCUUCGAACGACGUUGAAGAACACAAGUAUGAGGUCAGAGUUGAGGUCAACUCGCCUCAACAACACGUCGGACCGAAUUUCGGUCCGGACUGUGACUCGGACAGCGAAGAUUCCACUUCGAUUUAAUUUGCCCACCGUUAUAGCUAUCUUUCGAGGACAAUACUACUGUAUGCCGGAAUUUUAAACGAUCCGAGAGCAAGACUGAAGGAGCUGAACGAUCCAAGUCCUUUAACUCUUUGAAACCACGAUAUUACACUUGCUAAAUUCAUGUUAGCUUCAUUCUAUAUACAGUUAUUCGGCCGCACUAUCUUUCAUGAGUCAUAAGUUUCCUUGCUCCAUAGUGUAUGAACUGGAAGAAUUAGAAAAAAAAAAUUUACGUAUUAAAACCAAUUGAAUAGAUUGAAAACGCCCGCGUUUCGUUACGAAGAAGAAAUAACAUUUAUACUUGAGCAUUUCCAUGCUUCAAAGAAAAUAUAAAACGGGAAAUCCCCUUGGGGAGAACUCAUCAUUAAUACUGGCCGAGAAAAGGCGCAGAGAAAUAAUCACCAAUGAUAAUGGCCUAUUCACGAAUGAUUUCGGUAAUUUUCCGUCACUCACCCAACGGCCGUUUUAACCACAAACGAAUGAUUCUAGAAAAAAAAUUUCCAAAUUCACUUUACAAUACAUCGCUUGUCCGAAUACAAAAAUCUGGUAAUUCAUAUUUUCCAAGUAUUUUAACGUUUACAAAUAUUAUUUUUUUUUUUCAACAUUUCCUUCUGCAAUUAUGGAGCCAGAAAAAAAGUAUAAGUGAAUAACAACGGUGUAUCAAAUAAUUGAAUUUCUUGCCACAUAAACUCAUGAAUUUCCCCUUUCCUCAUUCAUUUCUUACGUAAUAGAAUUACUAGUCAUUAUUAAUUUUAACUAUAUUUUUUUUUCUUACAAUAAGUAACUGGACUAUUCAACGAGCUUGCGAGACAAGAUAAUCUGUGGAGUAUCUGUAAACCGAUAACUGCGAAUAUAAGAAUAAAAAUGUCAUUGGAUAAGUGGUAAUGUUCGUAUUUCGCGCAUAAACGAAAAACAUAAAAAAAUUCAUGAAAAUUUUGACGAUAGCGCCCCGUACUAUUUUUACGACGACGAUAACGUCAUGGUAUUGGAUGUGAGUAGUAAGAACAGAUAUACGUAUAUAAAUAAAACUAUAUUCAUUUUUA